CGCGCGUGCGCAACUAUUCCGCUCUUCGUUGUUGCCGCGGUCAGUGAGCGCGCUUUGACACGGUUGUGACCAAGAAACAAGCGUGUGCUGUCGGGUGCUGAAUCCACGCUGUCCCAAACCGAGAUGAAAAAGGAGUUGGUUGCGCAAACACGAAGUCCUACCAGUAAAAAGCUACCAUUGAAAUAUUUGGGAUGUGUUGCCUUGGUUUGGUUCAAGAACUGUAACUAUCUUUUUCCACAGCUGUGCUAAUUUACCUGUAUCUCUGCCACAUGGGACACGACCUACCUGAAGGGUCAGAGUUGACUGCAUGAGGAGGCAGAGUUAAGGGAACCUGGUCCUGACCUGGACCCCAACCAGUCACACUUCUAAACCAGAGGUCUGUGGUCCUCUCCUCUAGAGAUGAGGUCCAUCCGAUUGUUUGCCAAUGACGACCGCCACGUCAUGGCAAAGCACGCCAACAUCUACCCUUCACCAGAGGAGCUGGAGGCUGUCCAGAAGCUGGUGUCCACCGUGGAAUGUGCCCUCAAGCAGGUAUCAGACUGGAUGGACAACCUCAACGCCUCCCAAAGCAAGGUCCCGACCCCCACCACCAGCGACCCCAAGGAUGUUGAAGACUCUACAAGCAGCCGCAGCACCACAAAGCCCCAGAAUGCUUCGAUCCUGUGUGGGGUUAUGCGUGUUGGUCUUGUGGCUAAAGGCCUCCUGGUUAAAGGAGACAUGGACUUGGAGCUGGUCCUGAUGUGCAGAGACAAACCCACCAAACUACUGCUGUACACUGUCAGCACCAACCUGCCAGUGCAACUACUGACGCUGACCGAGGACAAGUAUGAGGUGCGGCCGAGUGUGUCGGAGUCAGCCAUCCAGGUAGUCAACACCAACAACCCCAAAUUCACCCUGAAGAUUACCCUGUCCUCUCUGGCCAUGAGAGAAAAACACACUGCCACAGAAGAAGAGGAAGGCGUGGGGGACCUUGAGGUGCUGGACGAGCGGCGGUGCCAGGCCGCACUGGCAACACUCAGACACACCAAAUGGUUCCAGUCCAGAGUGACAGAUCUGAAGUCGUGUGUCAUCGUCAUGCGUAUUCUCAGAGACAUGUGCAACAGACUAAUUGUGUGGGAGCCACUCAAAGGAUGGCCCAUGGAGCUGAUCUGUGAGAAAGCCAUUGCCACCUGUAACCGGCCCCUGGGGCCCGGAGAGGCCCUGCGCAGGGUCAUGGAGUGCAUUGCCUCAGGGAUCCUCCUCCCAGAUGGGCCGGGAGUUCACGACCCCUGUGAGAGAGAGCCAACAGACACCUUGUCAGUGAUCACUGGCCAACAGGCUGAGGCUAUCACUCAAAACGCACAGCAUGCCCUACGUCUCCUGGCCUUCGGACAGCUUUAUAAGGUUCUGAAUAUGAAUCCUCUCCCUCCAACCAAACCCUCACACAGACUCUCAGGGUCAGACAAAAAAGGAAUCUGCCGGAAAAGGCAGCAUGAAGAUGAACACACUAACGACAGACAACUCUUCAAGAAGAUGAAAUGCAACCUGAUGGGAGUUCUGGACAGUAAGAUGAUGGACCCCAACCACCCCAUGAAUGCCCUGAUGAGACUGAACCAGGUCCACCCGGGGCUGCAUUAUAAGCUGUUGUCCCAGUCUGGCCCGGUCCACACUCCAGUCUUUACCAUGUCUGUGGAAGUACAGGGCACUGUCCAUGAGGCCUCUGGCUCUUCCAAGAAGACUGCCAAACUCAAAGUAGCACUUAAGGUCCUACAGGCUCUUGGUUACCCAGCUGGCUUCGAAGUGGACCUGGACUCCCUAAGCGCUGAUGAGAGGUCUGACGGUGAGGGACGCAACCACAGAAGUGAGAGAAACGACAGAAUGUCCACCAGCUCCAGAAGCAACUCUGUCACCUCCACAGACACAUGCGAGUCCCGCAUCCCAGGCCCUCUCCUCACGCCAGGGGGCAAGAACCCAGUGAUGGAGCUGAACGAGAAACGCAGAGGCCUGAAGUAUGAACUCUUAUCAGAGACUGGCGGCAGCUACGACAAACGCUUCAUCAUAGAGGUGGAAGUUGAUAAACAGAAGUUCAGAGGCUCUGGUCCCAAUAAGAAAGCAGCGAAGGCUAGUGCUGCCCUCGCUGCUCUGAAGAGACUCUUCUCUGACUCAAAAGACCCCCACAACAAUACGAGGGGGCCCAGGACACCGGUGAAGAGAACUGUGUCGUCAACCGUGUCUAUCCCAGUCCAUGCCCACAGCAGGCCUAGAACCAGGCCAGUGAUGCACAGAGCACCUUAUAUCAGCUCUCCACCUACCCAUGGGUACCUCCCACCAGGCUAUGGAGCUCCAUUUGGCUAUGGUCCUGCAGCUCCCUUCCCUGCCUAUGGUGGUUUGUACAUUGACAGUGCCUUUUACCAGCCACAGACAAUUGCCACUCCUAUUAUAAUUCACCUGGGUCCUCAGGAGUUCUUCUGAUCUCGCAGCCAGUGGGGGAUGACUUGACAUUUUGAAACUUCCCGUUUCCUGUCUGACCAGGCUUUAUCUACCUUACUAAGGCUGUCCAAAUUCUCCACCCUUUUCACGUAUUGUGCAAGUGCACACAAGGGUGGAGAAUCGGGACCCAUCUCUCUGAGCAGACAUCAAUCCAAGAAGGAGAAGAAGCACAACAUUGUCAGGGUUGGAACUUUCCAGUGUGUUGCAAUACUUGACAAUCUUUUAUAUCUACUUGAAAUAGUGGAAAUGUGCUGUUUUGGAAUGGACGUUGCAUAACACUGCAAUAUUUGUGUGAUAUAAACUCAGCAAAAAAAGAAACAUCCUCUCACUGUCAACUGUGUUUAUUUUCAGCAAACUUAACAUGUGUAAAUAUUUGUAUGAACAUAAGUUUCAACAACUGAGACAUAAAAUGAACAAUGUGACUAACAGAAAUUGAAUAAUGUGUCCCUGAACAAAGCAGGGGGGGGGGUCAAAAUCAAAAGUAAGUCUGUAUCUGGUGUUGCCACCAGCUGCAUUAAGUACUGCAGUGCAUCUCCUCAUGGACUGCACCAGAUUUGUCAGUUCUUGCUGUGAGACUCUUCCACCAAGGCACCUGCAAGUUCCCUGACAUUUCUGGGGGGAAUGGCCCUGGCCCUAGCCCUCACCCUCCGGUCCAACAGGUCCCAGACGUGCUCAAUGGUAUUGAGAUCUGGGCUCUUCGCUGGCCAUGGCAGAACACUGACAUUCCUGUCUUGCAGGAAAUCACGCACAGAACGAGCAGUAUGGCUGGUGGCAUUGUCAUGCUGGAGGGUCACGUCAGGAUGAGCCUGCAGGAAGGGUACCACAUGAGGGAGGAGGAUGUCUUUCCUGUAAACGCACAGUGUUGAGAUGGCCUGCAAUGACGACAAGCUCAGUCCGAUGAUGCUGUGACACACCGCCCCAGACCAUGAUGGACCCUCCACCUCCAAAUCGAUCCAGAGUACAGGCCUCGGUGUAACGCUCAUUCCUUCGAUGAUAAACAUGAAUCCGACCAUCACCUUUGAGACAAAACCACGACUCGUCAGUGAAGAGCACUUUUGCCAGUCCUGUCUGGUCCAGCGACGGUGGGAUUGUGCCUACAGGCGACAUUGUUGCCGAUGAUGUCUGGUGAGGAUCUGCCUUACAACAGGCAUACAAGCACUCAGUCCAGCCUCUCUCAGCCUACUGAGGACAGUCUGAGCACUGAUGGAGUGAUUGUGUGUUCCUGGUGUAACUCGGGCAGUUGUUGCUUCUAUCCUGUACCUGUCCCGCAGGUGUGAUGUUCAGAUGUACCGAUCCCGUGCAGGUGUUGUUACACGUGGUCUGCCACUGCAAGGAUGACCAGCUGUCCGUCCUGUCUCGCUGUAGUGCUGUCUUAGGCGUCUCACAGUACGGACAUUGCAAUUUAUUGCCCUGGCCACAUCUGCAGUCCUCAUGCCUCCUUGCAGCAUGCCUAAGGCACGUUCACGAAGAUGAGCAGGGAUCCUGGGCAUCUUUCUUUUGGUGUUUUUCAGAGUCCGUAGAAAGGCCUCUUUAGUGUCCUACGUUUUCAUAACUGUGACCUUAAUUGCCAACCGUCUGUAAGCUGCUAGUGUCUUAACGACCGUUCCACAGGUGCAUGUUCAUCAAUUAUCUGGUUUAUUGAACAAGCAUGGGAAACCGUGUUUAAUCCCUUUACAAUGAAGAUAGGUGAAGUUAUUUGGAUUUUUAUGAAUUAUCUUUGAAAGACAGGGUCCUGAAAAAGGGAAGUUUCUUUUUUGCUGAGUUUUAUAUAUAUAUAUCACACACACACACACACACACACACACACACGGUACCAGUCAAGUUUGGGCACAGCUACUCAUUCAAGUUUUUAUUUUUUUAUAUAACUUUUUUCUACAUUGUAAAAUAAUAGUGAUGACUUCAAAACUAUGAAAUAACACACAUGGAAUCAUGUAGUAACCAAAAAAGGGUUAAACAAAUCAAAAUAUAUUUGAGAUUCUUCAAAAUAGCCAAGUUAUGCCUCAACCAGCUUCACCUGGAAUGCUUUUCCAACAGUCUUGAAGGAGUUCCCAUAUGCUGAACACUUGAUGGCUGCUUUUCCUUCACUCUGCGGUCCAACUCAUCCCAUACCAAUUGGGUUGAGGUCGGGUGAUUGUGGAGGCCAGGUCAUCUGAUGCAGCCUCUCCUUCUUGGUCAAAUGGCCCUUACACAGCCUGGAGGUGUGUUGGGUCAUUGUCCUGUUGAAAAACAAAUGAUAGUCCCACUAAGCGCAAACCAGAUGGGAUGCCGUAUCGCUGCAGAAUGCUGUGGUAUCGUGCCUUGAAUUCUACAUUUUUCACUGACAGUGUUACCAGCAAAGCACCCUCACGACACCUCCAUGCUUCAUGGUGGGAACCACACAUGUUGAUAUCAUCCAUUCACCUACUCUGCGUCUCACAAAGAUGUAGCGGUUGGAACCAAAAAUCUAAAAUUUGGACUCAUCAGACCAAAGGACAGAUUUCCACUGGUCUAAUGUCCAUUACUCGUGUUUCUUGGCCCAAGCAAGUCUCUUAUUCUUAUUGGUGUCCUUUAGUAGUGGUUUCUUUGCAGCAAUUUGACCAUGAAGGCCUCAUUCACGUAGACUCCUCUGAACAGUUGUUGUUGAGUUGUGUCUGUUACUUGAACUCUGUGAAGCUUUUACUUGUGCUGCAAUUUCUGAGGCUGGUAAUUCUAACGAACUUAUCAUCUGCAGCAGAGGUAACUCUGGGUCUUUCUUUCCUAUGACGGGCCUCAUGAGAGCCAUUUUUAUGGCGCUUGAUGAUUUUUUUUUGACUGCGUAUGAAGAAACAUUCAAAGUUCUUGACAUUUUCCGGAUUGACUCACCUUCAUGUGUUAAAGUAAUGAUGGACUGUCGUUUCUCUUUGCUUAUUUGAGCUGCUCUUGCCAUAGGCCUAUUUGGUAAAAUACCAAGUAUAUACUAUCUUCUGUAUACCACCCUUGUCACAACAGAACUGGUUGGCUCAAAUGCAUUAAGAAGGAGGCAAAUUAACUUUUCUAACAAGGCACACCUGUUAAUUGAAAUGCAUUCCAGGUGACUACCUCGUGAAGCUGGUUGAUCGCUUUGCACACUCUUAGCAUUCUAUCAUCAAGGAAAAGGGUGGUUACUUUGAAGAAUCUCAAAUAUAUUUUGAUUUAACAUUUUGGUAACAUGAUUCCAUAUGUGUUCUUUCAUAGUUUUGACGUCUUCACUAUUAUUCUACAAUGUAGGAAAGUGUACAAAUAAAGAAACCAUUGAAUGAGUAGGUGUGUUCAAACUUUUGACUGGUACUUUGUGUGUGUAUGUAUGUUACGAAUUUAAUUUGUAAGUACUGUAAAAACAAUUUCCACAUUUUAAGUGUUAGCAGAGCUUAGACUAAUACUAGUCCAUUUAAAAAAAUGUCAAAGUAGCAGUUAAUAGCAUGACUCUACUCAGGCCAGCACAUUUACAUCUUGAAUGAUAUCUACAACCAGAAAUUAGUAACUCAAUUUCUGUCUCCAUCUCUCACAAAUGCACCUAAUCCUGUAACAGUGGGCAAGACAUGCAUGUAUUUUUCAAGUUUUCUCUGUAAUUGAUGUAUCUUCAGAAAUUCUUAGAUCCUGUUUGUUGUGGUUUAAUGGCUUUGCCUGCACUUGAUCAAAUGCUGCUGGUAUUGAAUGUCCUCUAAAGUUAGUGCACACGUCUGUCGUGUGCUCAUGGUAUUACGUGUUCUAUCCAUUAUUUUCUCAGAACAAUAUUCAGAUGGACUUGUGAUUUUGAUUUGUUUAAAAAAUAAUAAAAAUUCUCUGUGAAUGAUUUCUUUGUAAAAACACAACACAACUUUCUGAAACCUGAGCGCUCCUUCAGUGGCAGCUUUGUUAUACCCUCCAGUUCAAUUAUUUGUUGUUUUCUGGACAUUUUAUUUUAUCUUUUUGUGAAUGUACUGUCUCAUUGCCCUCAACUAUUUCUACAGUCUUAUGAGUGUCUCAAUCCUAGAAUAAAGGGCUGACUCUA
Molecule: messenger RNA, 6457 nt
Organism: Oncorhynchus nerka (sockeye salmon)
Lineage: Eukaryota; Metazoa; Chordata; Actinopteri; Salmoniformes; Salmonidae
Product: spermatid perinuclear RNA-binding protein-like
Exons: 18
Coding region: 400-2451 (683 amino acids)
Cellular component (GO): precatalytic spliceosome
Molecular function (GO): single-stranded RNA binding; double-stranded RNA binding
Source: RefSeq, a predicted model, not a curated record